Pelobates fuscus (common spadefoot toad) is the source of this 1642-nucleotide messenger RNA. It is a transcript of the gene LMNTD2, whose product is annotated as lamin tail domain containing 2. NCBI's taxonomy places the organism in Eukaryota, Metazoa, Chordata, Amphibia, Anura, Pelobatidae. The record is from RefSeq and is a predicted model, not a curated record. The transcript has 9 exons. Bases 1 to 939 code for a protein of 312 amino acids. Gene Ontology annotation, cellular component: cytoplasm; nuclear envelope.
AUGUUGACGAUUGAUCCUGUUCAUAUGAGCAUACAACCGAGAAGAGGAGCACGUCUUUCUCAACAUUUUUAUAAGCGCGUACAAAGAAAGCAGUUCUUGCCUUUACAGAAAGACAAUAAGACAGUUGAUGCAGCCAUGCAUAAGAACAGCCGGCAGACACAAGCAAAGUCAGAUGUUGUGCCAGUGGAGCAGGAAACCAGCAGAUUUGCCCCUUGUCCACUGAAAAUCAUUGAAGUUAAUGCCUUAGGUCACUUCAUCCGGAUAUUCAACUCUUCUCACCAUCACCUCGUUGACUUAAGUGGUUACAUCCUCUGGCAAUUGGAGGGAAACUACCCAGUUACCAUGUACCGGUUCCCACAAAAUAUAUUUUUGCCAGCUUUACGGCAUAUUACGGUUUGGGCAUCGGCAGCGAAUAUUUCCCACAAUCCUCCUACUGACCUGAUAUGGAAGGGAAGGAUCUAUUUCAGAAGCAAUCCACAAUGCAUCACAGUUCUAUCACGGGCCAGUGGUCAGCCUGUGGCUUCAUACACAGCAGCGGAUGUAUCCCCUCCAAGCACCCCAAGAAAUCUUGUAACAUCUACACGCCCAGAGAGCAUACGAAGACACAUAGCUGAAGCCUGUCCUUCUCACAAUACUUCCUCAGAGAGUGCAGGUCCCAGGACUUCCCUUACAUCAGCAAUUCCUGAUCUUCACUGCAGGAGGUGGCAGUCCAUGGCUUAUAGAUAUGGUGCAAGGCAGAACGUCGUGUCAACAGCUCUCAGAUCUUAUCCAGGCUCGACGCAUAGACAUUCAUCAUCAACUUCUAUUAUCGUUUACCCAACCAGAUUGAACCAAAACAGCCCAUUAGUACGACUUGUUACACAGUCGUCGGCUCGUUCCAAGCAUGGCUUUAAGUUUCUCAGUCACAUUCCUUUUACUUGUGACCUCUUGUGUUUGUAACCACAUGGUGGCCUCUACUUCUCUCCUAUAAAUACAUUCAAACUUCUCCCAUUCAUGUGAAAUGACAUACUAUGCUCCUUCUCAGUCAUAGAUAUCCAAGUGCACGCUGACAAGUAACUACAUCAGCAACACUUUACUAUCUUUGAACCUUCCACUAGAUGUCACAUCCAGACAUGAUGAUCUUCUGCUUUUCAUUUGAAUAAACAUGCCCUAUCGAGCUAGGUUUAUAACAAUAUGACAGCUUGUCCCUAGAUAUCUCAGCUUAUUUCUCCUGUGUCAUACCAGUUGAUAAAAAUGGGCCCCUUCCCAAUGUGAAGGUAAAGUUGAGAUGUGAUUUGUAUGUUAUAAAUGUGUUUACAAACGUCACACACUCACAGGUUGCCAUUAGAGGCAAUGUCUGCAUGUACAAUUCUGUACAAUUCUCUGAGACUGGUCCGUUAAGCUGUGCAAGCCAUACCGAUGAAGGUUACAGGGAUAAAUUAUGACUCCAACAACAUCCAUGUGUGAAACCUGUACAUGAUGUGCACCCCUUGAGUUGAACCUCUACUCAAGAAUUCUGAUAAGUCACAUUUAACUAACUAACCCUGUAAGCAGGGGAGGGCUAGCAAUUUUUGGGAGAACAAACAAAAUGUGCAAAUUGCCAGCCCUCCCCUGCUUUCAGGGUUAGUUAGUUAGUUAAAUGUGACAUAACAAAAUGUAUCUA